CCAACCCCCCAUUUGACAUGGCAGCCCCACCUUCACCCCCACCUCUGGUCCAUGUUGCCUGUUCUGUGUGAUUCUUUUUGCUCCUUCGCUGUUCACUGGAUCCUGGUGGGAACAAAUCCCCAAGGGGAGAGCAGAGCCAGAAGGAUUAAUUUCCAAAGACUCAUGUUACAUGAGGAAGCCACCACGAAGAGCAAAGAAAAGGAUCCAGGGAUGGCUCUUCCUCAGGGACACUUGACUUUCAGGGAUGUGGCUAUAGAAUUCUCUUUGGCGGAGUGGAAAUGCCUGAACCCUGCGCAGAGGGCUUUAUACAGGGAAGUGAUGUUGGAGAACUACAGGAACCUGGAGUCUGUGGACAGCUCUUUUAAAACCAUGAUGGAGUACUCAUCAACAGGGCAAGGCAAUACAGAAGUGUUACACACUGGGAUGUUGGAAAGACAUGAAAGUCAUCACAUUGGAGAUUUUUGCUUCCCAGAAAUCAAGAAAGAUAUUCAUGACUUUGAGUUUCAGUGGCAAGAAAUUAAAAGAAAGGUCCAUGAAGCACCCAUGACAAAAAUCAAAAAGUUGACAGGUAGUACAGACCGACAUAAUCAAAAACAUGCUGGAAACAAGCCUAUUAAAGAUCAGCUUGGAUCAAGCUUUCAUUCACAUCUGCCUGAACUGCACGUAUUUCAGACUGUAGGGAAAAUUGAUAAUCAAGUAGAGAAGUCUAUCAACAAUGCUUCCUUGGUUUCAACAUCCCAAAGAAUUUCCAGUAGGCUUAAAACCCAUAUUUCUAAUAGGUAUGGGAAGAAUUUUCUCCAUUCUUCAUUAUUCACACAAAUACAGGAAGUACACAUGAGAGAAAAACCUUUCCGAUGUAAUGAGUGUGGCAAAGCCUUUAAUUAUAGCUCACAUUUAAGGAGACAUCACAUAACCCAUUCAGGAGAGAAACAACAUAAAUGUGAUGUAUGUGGCAAAGUCUUUCAUCAAAAGCAAUACCUUGCAUGGCACCAUAGAGUCCAUACUGGAGAAAAACCUUACAAGUGUAAUGAGUGUUGCAAGACCUUCGGUCACAAGUCAUCUCUUACACGCCAUCAUAGACUUCAUACUGGAGAGAAACCUUACAAAUGUAAUGAGUGUGGUAAGACCUUCAGUCAGACAUCAUCCCUUGUAGGCCAUCGUAGACGUCAUACUGGAGAGAAACCUUACAAAUGUGAAGAAUGUGACAAAGUUUACAGUUGCAGAUCACAACUUGAAACACAUAGGCGAAUUCAUACAGGAGAGAAACCAUACAAAUGUAAGGUUUGUGACAAAGCUUUUAGGCAUAAUUCAUGCCUUUCACGCCAUAACAGAGUUCAUACUGAAGAGAAACCUUACACAUGCAAUGAAUGUGGCAAGGUUUUCCGGCGUGAUUCAUACCUUGCACAACAUCAGAGAGUUCAUACUGGAGAGAAACCUUACACAUGUAAUGAAUGUGGUAAGGUUUUUAAUCAAAAAGCACACCUUGCAUGUCAUUAUCGACUUCAUACUGGAGAGAAACCUUACAAGUGUAAUGAGUGUGGCAAGACCUUCAGUCAGAAGUCAUCCCUUGUAGGCCAUCGUAGACUUCAUACUGGAGAGAAACCUUACAACUGUCAUGAGUGUGGCAAGACCUUUGCUCGAAAUUCAUCCCUUGUAAUUCAUAAGGCAAUUCAUACUGGAGAGAAACCUUACAAGUGUAAUGAAUGUGGCAAGGUUUUUAAUCAACAAUCAAACCUUGCACAACAUCAGAGAGUUCAUACUGGAGAGAAACCUUACAAGUGUAAUGAGUGUGGCAAGACCUUCAGUCAUAUGUCAUCCUCUGUAUACCAUCAUAGACUUCAUAAUGGGGAGAAACCUUACAAGUGUAAUGAGUGUGGCAAGACCUUCAGUCAUAUGUCAUCCUUUGUAUGUCAUCAUAGACUUCAUACUGGAGAAAAACCUUAUAAGUGCAAUGAGUGUGGCAAAGCCUUUAGUGGGCAGUCAUCACUUACUCAUCAUCAAGCAAUCCACAGUAUAGGCAAACUUUACAAAUGUAAUGAUUCUCACAAAGUCCUCAGUAAUGCUACUAUCAUUUGCAAAUCAUUAGAGAAUUCAUAAUGAAGAGAGAUCUUACAAGUGUAGUAAAUGUGGCAGAGUUUUCAGACAUCGUUCAUAGCUUGUAGUUCAUUGGCGAACUCAUACUGGAGAGAAACCUUACAGAUGUCAUGAUUGUGCAAGGUGUUCAGUCAAGCUUCAUCUUAUGCAAAACAAGAGAAUUCAUACAGGAGAGAAACCUUACAACUGUGAUAAUUGUGGCAAAGUCUUUUUUUUUCUUUUUGAGAUGAAGUCUUACUCUUUCUCCCAGGCUGGGGUGCAGUGGCACAAUCUCAGUUCACUGCAACCUCCGCCUCCCAGGUUCAUACGAUUCUCCUUCCUAGCCUCCCGAGUAGCUGGGACUGCAAGCAUGUUCCACUAAGCCUGGCUAAUUUUUGUUUUUAGUAGAGACAGGGUUUCACCAUGUUGGCCUGGCUGCUUUCAACUCUUGACCUUGUGAUCUGCCCACUUUGGCCUCCCAAAGUGCUGGGAUUACAGGCACGAGCCACCGCGCCCAAUGUGGCAAAGUCUUUACAUUCACACCACAUUAGACAUCAGAGAAUCUAUACUGGACAGAAAUCUUACAAAUGUCAUAGGUGAGGCAAGGUCUUUAGUCUGAGGUCUCUCCUUGCAGAACAGCAGGAAAUUCAUUUUUGAGAUAAUUGCAGUGGCGUGAUCUCGGCUCAUUGCAAGCUAUGCCUCCUGGGUUCACACCAUUCUCCAGCCUCAGCCUCCCGGGUAGCUGGAACUACAGGUGCCCGCCACCAUGCCUGGCUAAUUUUUUGCAUUUUUAGUAGAGACAGGGUUUCACUGUGUUAGCCAGGAUGGUCUCGAUCUCGUGACCUCGUGAUCUGUCCGCCUCGGCUUCCCAAAGUGCUGGAAUUAAAGGCAUGAGCCACUGCGCCCAGCCAUCAGUGUAUUUCUUGAAUGUAUUUGAUUGAUGUCUAAUGCCUCCCUAAACAGCCUAAGAACAAGCUGUUCCCCAUUACCUUGGACACACGUUCUCAGGACCUCCUGAUGGUCAUUCAUAUUUAGCUCAGAAUAAAUCUCUAAAGAUAUUUUACA
Molecule: messenger RNA, 3138 nt
Organism: Macaca mulatta (Rhesus monkey)
Lineage: Eukaryota; Metazoa; Chordata; Mammalia; Primates; Cercopithecidae
Source: RefSeq, a predicted model, not a curated record